CCGAGAUAACAGUGAAUCCAAUCUAACAGGACUAAAAUGGGCCAUUUAAAUUUGCUCCCGAUUCACUUUUGAAAUCCGAAGUCGUGGUUGUUUUUCGAUCUACUUUGUCCAGCAUCUCCAGCUUGCUGGCUCCUUCCUCUUGUCAACAACCGACCCGUCAACACAACCAGCUUUACAUUUCACAACACGGAAAUGGCACAACCCUGUGCUUCAUGUCUGGAGCAAUUGUCGUCACCGUUGUGCUUGAACUGCAAGUCGACGGUGGGACACUGCUCGCCUUCCUGCUUUGGCUCCAAUUCUGUCCUCCACCUCCUCCUCUGCAAGCCUUACUGGACACCGAUGCGCCCACCGCGCCCUCCGAAAUCAACACUCGGCCUCUACAUUCCAAUAUUCGGUCCCCCAUCUUUCCGAUUCGUUCAUUACUACUGCGAAAAACCCGGCGAUAUCACACGACCAGAUUUAAGACAUCUCCUGGGUACUGAUAACCUUGUUCGCUCUCUCCUAACCUGGAACACACUCCAAGAGAAGGAGCUACCCUACACGCUACAACUCAUUCAAAUUCCUGGAAAGCAGGCGAUCAACAGUUUCGUGUCAAAUUUGACGCAUGGUACGGGAUAUGCUCGACACUGGGGAGGUCCUAUGGUGAUACUUGCGCACGAACAUCAGAGAUACGCCGUUGAUACUCCUGUCUGGAGGGAUGUUGGAUGUCACGAUCUGAGGUGGAUGGUUGAUUAUUGGCGAUUGGGAGAUGAACCUUUGCCAGUGCGUAUCGCUCCUGUCAAGCAGGAUGAAUCUACGGUGCAAGGUGUUCAGGUGGCGGACGAAGAUGAAGAGAUCUUGAAGCAUAAUGUUGUGGGAGUGACAAUUGCGUGCGAAGGAGAAAGAGACCGGACUGGAAAGAAGUUUAUGGAGGCUGAGAUUGGCGUCGAUCAUCCAAUAUGGAGAGAAGAACCUACCCAGAUAUCGGUCGGUAUGGAACUGCCACUGCUGAUGUACAGAUUUCCAGUUCAAGCGGUGGAUAUGAAGAUGAAUGACUUGAAGCUGAGAAAUCCCGAGGCGUCAGCAAUGAGUCGGGUUAUCGAUUACGAAGAUCCUAAGUGGGGACAAGUCGCGAAUAAUACAGCAGAAAACAUAGGCAGUGUCCUGGUUGUUCGGGCGGACAGGAAGGAUCUCGACGCAAAGCAGGUUGAAAUGCUAGCCACGUUCUGUGACAAGCUUGUCGGAGAUUUCAUGGAUGUUGUGAGCAAGAACCAGAGGAUCUUGAAGGAGAAGAUCAAAGACGAAUGUUUAGAUAAAUCUAUCUUUCAUUUGUUUUUCGAGAAGAAAAGGUCGGCAUUGGCGUUGGAGGAUAAGUCGUGGAAUAAUGUUGAAAGUCCAUACCAAGUUUAGCUCAUCGGUGUUGAGACAUGACUA
Mollisia scopiformis is the source of this 1413-nucleotide messenger RNA. RefSeq lists its product as uncharacterized. The record is from RefSeq and is a predicted model, not a curated record. Lineage: Eukaryota; Fungi; Ascomycota; Leotiomycetes; Helotiales; Mollisiaceae. Bases 193 to 1389 code for a protein of 398 amino acids. The transcript has a single exon.